Messenger RNA from Scomber scombrus (Atlantic mackerel), 557 nucleotides. RefSeq names its product dynein light chain roadblock-type 2. Gene Ontology annotation, molecular function: dynein intermediate chain binding. The coding region runs from base 13 to 303 and encodes 96 amino acids. Gene Ontology annotation, cellular component: cytoplasmic dynein complex; cytoplasm; centrosome. Gene Ontology annotation, biological process: microtubule-based movement. The record is from RefSeq and is a predicted model, not a curated record. The transcript has 4 exons. Lineage: Eukaryota; Metazoa; Chordata; Actinopteri; Scombriformes; Scombridae.
CUUACAGACAAAAUGGCUGAAGUUGAGGAAACACUAAAGAGGAUCGAAGCACAUAAAGGUGUCAUUGGAACAAUAAUUGUCAAUGCAGAAGGUAUUCCCAUCAGAACAACUUUAGAUAACUCCACCACAGUUCAGUAUGCAGGACUCCUUCGCCAACUCACAAUGAAGGCCAGGAGCACUGUUAGAGACAUUGACCCUCAAAAUGACCUCACCUUUCUCCGCAUUCGCUCCAAGAAACAUGAGAUCCUGGUUUCACCAGAGAACGACUUUCUUCUGAUAGUCAUCCAGAACCCAUGUGAAUAGCUGCUGGACAUUUCCAUGAGAGUCAGCAUUUAGUUUAUCACAUGAUGGCGCGUUAUCCAGGCAAAGGAUCGUUUACCACUGAGUUAAACCACUCCGUGUCCAAUCCCUCUUCUCUACUUCAAACUCAAGUAUUUUGCCUUAAUAAGCAUAGCACACUGUCUGUUUUAAAUUAUAUAUUUCUUUCAAUCUUUGUCCUUGUGUUGAUACUGAAUAAGUUGAUCAAAUAAAGCUGCUGGUCAUCAUACAGUACUGAA